Messenger RNA from Contarinia nasturtii (swede midge), 1139 nucleotides. RefSeq lists its product as uncharacterized. The record is from RefSeq and is a predicted model, not a curated record. Gene Ontology annotation, biological process: transcription by RNA polymerase I. Lineage: Eukaryota; Metazoa; Arthropoda; Insecta; Diptera; Cecidomyiidae. Bases 136 to 1062 code for a protein of 308 amino acids. The transcript has a single exon.
CUCAACAAUACAUGUGCCCGUUCACAUGUGUUUUGUCAAAUAAAUGACCAAAAUCCAUCGGUUUAUACCCUUUUUAAUUCAGCCAAAGUUGAAUUUAUUCAAUUUUAAACCUUAAGCUGCCAAAAUUCGAAGAAAAUGAAGCGUGAAAAGAAGACGCCGGUUAAAGUGAAAAGUCGAAAAAGUUCGUCGAGCAGCAGUGAUAGCAGUGAAGAAAGUCUAAACGAAUCAAAAGUCAUCCAAAAGCGACAACAACAGGACACAAGCAGAGUGCUCGUAGAGGAAUGUAAUACCAAUGAAAAACAAUCCAAUGUUACAAUUAAAAUGCAAAAUGCCGAUUCACUUGCAAAAUAUCGAAAUAUGAAUCCGCAUGCUAAAAUCGAAAAUCCAAAAACCACAACAAAUUUUACGGCUGACGAUAUAAGUGACGAUGAUGAAAUUUGGAUAUGUGAUAUACCGAGUUCGAUUGAUGUCAAUAAAUUAGUCGGUGAGUCGAUAAAAUUGGGCAGCAAGAAGUCUACAAUCAAAACGGACGAUUUUGAUAUUCAAUGUUCAUCAUCAAAAUACGAAAGUUCAAAUGGUAUUUAUGAAAAUGCACUGUCGGUCAUAUUUCAAAACGACGAUGGACAGUUUACCAUGAAGAAUAUCAAGCCGGUUGGACGAAUGAUGUUCCAUCAGAAAGUCACCAAAUCCGAAGAAACACUUGAAUUAACGCCAUCCGGACGUCACGAGUGCACAGUGUUUCCAGACAAUUUAGUUGUACGACAUCCACUUCUUGGCCGGAACUUUGAAGACAAAAUUAAAGUGAGCAAAGCAAUUCAAAAGAGUUUGGAUGAAGCAAAAAUUGCUAGCAACGAAGUAGCUGAAUCAAGUGUGCGAAUAAAGCAAGAAAAGGAAGAAGGUAGUACACGGUCUCAAACAACACCGAAGAAAUCGAAAAAACGAAAAGCCGAACCCAUCGAAGAUCCUGUCAGCACGAAAAAACGAAAGGACGAAAUAAAAAUAGAAAAUGCACAAGACGAUGAUUUAGAUCGUAUUAUGCAAAUUUUUGGAAAUAACAAUUGAAAUUCAGUUGAUAUCAAUGAAUAAAUUGAUGUAUUUAAUUAAAUUUGAAUAAAAAUUUAAUUGAUAAAAGAUAAGUA